Messenger RNA from Cornus florida, 2307 nucleotides. RefSeq lists its product as uncharacterized. Gene Ontology annotation, biological process: DNA integration. The transcript is spliced from 9 exons. Bases 1 to 2307 code for a protein of 768 amino acids. Lineage: Eukaryota; Viridiplantae; Streptophyta; Magnoliopsida; Cornales; Cornaceae. The record is from RefSeq and is a predicted model, not a curated record. Gene Ontology annotation, molecular function: nucleic acid binding.
AUGGUGACAGAAGGAUUGAGAUGGGCUCCGGAGAUGUGGCCAGUUGAAAGUAUGACAAUCAUGACCGCGAGGCCAUUGGAGGCAGCAAGGCGGAGACGGGUUUCAGAGCCAUGUGUCUUUUGGUCCAGAAUGGCUGUGGAUGUCCCUGCAAAGAUGAGUAUGAAGCAGUCAGGUGUUCAGGUUGGCAGUCCUCAGGCACAGGUACCACAGGGACGUGUUUUUGCACUGGCACAGACCGAUGCAUCUUCUGGACCGUCAGUUUUUCGAGCUAGUCUUCUAACCGAAGAAGAUGAUGUCGUGGGAGAAGUUUAUCCGGCGAUUGUUUGUGACUUCUUGGAUGUUUUUCCAGAAGAUUUGACAGAGUUGCCUCCACACCGAGAAGUGGAGUUCACUAUUGAUUUGAUGCCCAUCAAGAACAAGUAUCCUUUGCCAAGGAUAGAUGAUUUAUUUGAUCAGUUGAGGGGAGCCAGUUGUUUCUCGAAGAUUGACUUGAGGUCUGGCUAUUAUCAGUUGCAGGUUAGGGAUGAGGAUAUCCCGAAGACAGCAUUCCGUACACGGUAUGGACACUAUGAGUUCCUUGUUAUGCCUUUUGGCUUGACUAAUGCGCCAGCGGCAUUCAUGGACUUGAUGAACCUUGUCUUUCAAGAUUACUUAGACCAGUUUGUGGUAGUUUUCGUGGAUGACAUUCUUGAUUUCUCCCGUUUGGCAGCUCCUAUGACCCGUUUGACCCGGAAAGGGGUCAAGUUUGUCUGGAAUGAGGCUUGUGAUUCAUCCUUUCAGGAGUUGAAGACGAGAUUGACUACAGUUCCAGUGUUGGUGAUACCUGAGCGUGGCUUGGGUUAUGUGAUCUAUUGUGAUGCUUCACGUGACGGGUUGGGAUGUGUGUUGAUGCAGGAUGGUAGAGUAGUGGCUUAUGGGUCUCGACAGUUGAAGACUCACGAGUACAACUACCCUACUCAUGACCUGGAGUUAGCGGCAGUUGUAUUUUACAUUUUCUCCCAAAAGGACUUGAACAACAGACAGAGGCGAUGGGUCGAAUUCUUGAAGGACUACAAUUUUGACUUGCAGUAUCAUCCGGGCAAGGCGAAUGUGGUAGCGGAUGCCUUAAGCCGGAAAUCUCGUGGAACUUUGGCCAGUUUAGCUAUUCGAAAGUGGAAGAUGCUUGAAGAUCUGGCAGAGAUAGGAUUACAGUGUUGUGAUGAUGAUGCUUGCAGUGAGUCGGUAGCACAAUGGAAAUGGGAGCAUAUUGCUAUGGAUUUUGUGAUAGGUUUUCCAAGGUCAAGAAGGGGCAAUGAGGCCGUAUGGGUCAUCAUUAACAGAUUGACCAAGACGGCUCACUUUUUGCCUAUUAAGGCAACAGAUGAUGCAGAGAAGCUUGGUGUUCUUUAUGUGAAGGAGAUUGUAAGGUUGCAUGGAGUUCCUGUAACCAUUGUGUCAGAUAGGGAUUCUAAGUUCACUUCGAAGUUCUGGGAAGGACUUCAAGUAGCGUUUGGUUCAGCGUUGCAUCUUAGUACGGCAUUCCAUCCACAGACGGACGGUCAGUCGGAGCGUACUAUCCAGAUUUUGGAGAAUAUGCUUCGGGCAUGUGUGCUUGACUUGGGUGGUAGUUGGAAGGAUCACCUUCAACUUAUUGAGUUUGCCUACAACAAUAGUUAUCAAGCGAGUAUCCAGAUGGCUCCAUUUGAGGCGUUGUAUGGUAGACCUUGUAGGUCUCCUGUUUGUUGGACUGAGGUAGGUGAGACAGCCGCCUUAGGACCCGACAUUGUACUCGAGACUACUGAGAAGAUUAAGUUGAUAAGACAGAGGUUACUUACAGCUCAGAGUCGACAGAAGAGCUAUGCGGAUAAGCGGAGACGACCGUUAUCCUUUGAGGUGGGAGACCACGUUUUUUUACGGGUUUCUCCACGGAAGGGAUUGAUGAGAUUCGGAAAAAGUGGCAAGUUGUCGCCACGAUUUAUUGGACCGUUUGAGAUUUUGGACCGAGUAGGAGAGGUUGCUUACAGGCUUGCUUUGCCACCACAGUUGGAUAGGGUCCACAAUGUUUUCCAUGUAUCGAUGUUACGGAAGUACGAACCGGAUCCAUCUCACAUUUUGAGUUGGGUAGAUGUGGACAUUGAUGAGGAUGUUUGCUACGAGGAAGGACCAGUUCAGAUUCUUGACACACAACGGAAGGUGUUGAGGAAUAAGACGAUACCAAUGGUGAAAGUCCUUUGGAGACACCGCGGAGUCGAGGAAGCUACUUGGGAGCUCGAACAGGAGGUUCGGUCCAAGUACCCAGCGUUGUUUUCUUCCUCAGGUUCCGUUUGA